Molecule: messenger RNA, 495 nt
Organism: Pelecanus crispus (Dalmatian pelican)
Lineage: Eukaryota; Metazoa; Chordata; Aves; Pelecaniformes; Pelecanidae
Source: RefSeq, a predicted model, not a curated record
CUCCAACGAGCCGUUGGCCCCGAGAUCACCAAGACCGACCUGGUCGGGGCCUUCCAGAGCCUGAUGAAGGACUGCGAGGCUGAAGUACGGGCGGCCGCCUCCCACAAGGUCAAAGAGUUCUGCGAGAACUUGUCCCCAGACUGCCGGGAGGCCGUCAUCAUGGGCCAGAUCCUGCCCUGCAUCAAGGAACUGGUGUCGGACGCCAACCAACACGUGAAGUCGGCGCUGGCCUCCGUCAUCAUGGGGUUGUCCCCCAUCCUGGGGAAGGACAACACGGUGGAGCAUCUGCUGCCCCUCUUCCUCGCGCAGCUCAAGGACGAGUGCCCCGAGGUGCGCCUCAACAUCAUCUCCAACCUGGACUGCGUCAACGAGGUCAUCGGCAUCCGCCAGCUCUCCCAGUCCCUGCUGCCCGCCAUCGUCGAGCUGGCCGAGGACGCCAAGUGGCGCGUGCGCCUGGCCAUCAUCGAGUACAUGCCCCUGCUGGCCGGCCAGCUG